Molecule: messenger RNA, 2010 nt
Organism: Lynx canadensis (Canada lynx)
Lineage: Eukaryota; Metazoa; Chordata; Mammalia; Carnivora; Felidae
Gene: TMEM116
Product: transmembrane protein 116
Exons: 11
Coding region: 88-1224 (378 amino acids)
Biological process (GO): adenylate cyclase-activating G protein-coupled receptor signaling pathway
Cellular component (GO): plasma membrane
Molecular function (GO): G protein-coupled receptor activity
Source: RefSeq, a predicted model, not a curated record
UAGGGGUGGAGCCACCAGUUCAGUGUUUAGGGACUCAGAACCUGAGAAGGAUCACGCUCGUUAAGCAUAGCUAGGGCUGAAGUCCCUAUGGCCUUCCGGCUGGAGGCUAGCAUUCUGGAGGACAGUUGGGACUUGGUUUUCUCUGCAAUACAGUGGAUACAAUUUGUUAUGGCUACUCUGAGUGUUAUAGGUUCAAGUUCACUUAUUGCCUCUGCUGUAUUCCAGAAUACACAGAAAUCUCCUGAGAUAAGGCCAGUCUUUUAUAUGAGCUUUUCUGACCUCCUCCUGGGGAUAUGCCGGCUCAUUGAGGCACUUCUCUAUGGAACUUCAGCAGCCAAUAAGGACAUUGUUUGCUAUAACCUGCAAGCAGUUGGACAGAUAUUCUACAUUUCCUCAUCUUUUUACACUGUCAAUUACAUCUGGUAUCUGUACAAAGAGCUGAGAAUGAGACACAACCAGAGUGGACAGAACACAUUUGCACUGGUUGUAGAUUAUACUUGUCAUGUUGGUCAAAUAGCCAUCAUUUUGUCAAGCCUGAUACCUCUGCUGUUGAUGAUACCUGUAUUCUGUCUGGGCAAUGUCAGUGAAUGUUUCCGCAACUUCAGUCAGAGCCACAGGUGUAUUCUGAUGUAUUCACCACCGUCAGCCAUGGCUGAACUGCCUUCUGUCAACACAUCAGUCUGUACCACACUUUAUUUUUAUGGGAUCACCAUUUUCCUGACCAGCUUUCUCCUCAGCCUCCUUGCUAUUGUGGUCUUACUCAUCCAAACCCAGACCCUAUAUAAGAAGUUUGUGAAAUCGACUGGCUUUCUGGGGACCGAACAGUGGGCAGUGAUUCACAUCAUGGAACAGCGAGUGCGCUUCUAUCCAGUGGCCUUCUUUUGCUGCUGGGGCCCAGCCGUCAUUCUGAUAAUCAUGAAGUUGACUAAGCCACAGAACACGAAGCUUCACAUGGCCCUCUGUGUUCUCCAGGCUCUAACAGCAUCAUCCCAGGGUCUGCUCAACUGUGGAGUAUAUGGCUGGACACAGUACAAGUUCUACCAACUAAAACAAGAGGCUCGGCGUGAUGCAGACACCCAAACACCAUUGUUAUGCUCACAGAAGAGAUUCUAUAGCAGGGGCCUAGAUACAGUGGAGUCUACCCUUGCUUUUGCUACCAGCCCUCCACCAUUCUUUGAAACUGUAAUACUGGAACAUCCAGGAACCGGAGUUAUUCCACACUAAUGGAUUGGGAAGCGUGUGGGGGAACAUCUCCAGUCUUUUCCAACCAUGCCUUGAACUAUGGAAGGGAAAGAGGAUGUAGUGCGUGGUUAGUGGCUUUUCUCAUUGAAUUGGGCAGGAUCUCUCCAGUAUUCUCAGAUUCACUUGUGAUUCUUAAAGUCUUAUUCAGAGAGGUGAAGCCACUGUCCUAUGAAAUAGACUCCUAUUACCUCAGUGAAUAUUAGAUUUGUUUAAAUCUCUUGUAGAUAAAUUCUAGGUUAUUAUUUAUAUGUGCCCUUUCCAGGCUCUCUACUCUGUGAUUGUGGGGGAAGUAGGGUGACAUACAACAACUUGCUCAGAUUUUGCCAGUAUUGUUACUCUAAGACCAGACAAAGAAAAUCCUGGGUUUCUGUUCUUUGAAGGUUUCUGAGACUCAGAAGAAACAAAGACAAUAACUACCAAAAAAGUGACCGUGGGAUCCUCAGGCACAUCCUACUCUGUUAUUUGCUCAGUGCUGUUUCAAGUCUCAACAGUAGGGACCAUCUGCUCUAGAAAAUUAAGGCCAAUCUUACGAAGUUACAGAAGAUAAUAAGAUUUAAGAGAAAUCAGGAUUAAAAGAAACUUUAGAUAUCAAAAACUCUCAACUCCAUUUACAAGCAGAAGUCCAAAGAUAGGUUUCAUAGUGUCUGAACAUAGAAUUAGGUUGAACCAUGUGAACUUGCCAUUUUUAUAGGUGAAGAAGGCCUAAUAUCAAUUUUACAUGGUUUGACCUACUGCUAAGUGCUAAAUGUAUGUUUAUAGAAAAAAAAA